Messenger RNA from Asparagus officinalis (garden asparagus), 1474 nucleotides. Its product is annotated as tubulin beta-1 chain-like. Gene Ontology annotation, biological process: microtubule cytoskeleton organization; mitotic cell cycle. Gene Ontology annotation, cellular component: cytoplasm; microtubule. The record is from RefSeq and is a predicted model, not a curated record. Gene Ontology annotation, molecular function: GTPase activity; structural constituent of cytoskeleton; GTP binding. NCBI's taxonomy places the organism in Eukaryota, Viridiplantae, Streptophyta, Magnoliopsida, Asparagales, Asparagaceae.
AUGCGCGAGAUCCUCCACAUCCAGGGCGGCCAAUGCGGGAACCAGAUCGGCGCCAAGUUCUGGGAGGUGGUCUGCGCUGAGCACUGCGGCCGCUUCGUCCCUCGUGCUGUGCUCAUGGAUCUCGAGCCCGGGACCAUGGACAGCCUCAGAUCUGGGCCCUACGGCCAGAUCUUUAGGCCCGAUAACUUCGUCUUCGGACAGAGCGGCGCUGGGAACAACUGGGCCAAGGGGCACUACACCGAGGGAGCGGAGCUGAUCGAUUCGGUUCUUGACGUCGUGAGGAAGGAGGCGGAGAAUUGUGACUGCUUGCAGGGUUUCCAAGUAUGCCAUUCUUUGGGUGGAGGAACAGGGUCAGGCAUGGGUACAUUAUUGAUAUCAAAGAUCCGAGAGGAGUACCCAGAUCGCAUGAUGCUCACCUUCUCCGUCUUCCCAUCACCAAAAGUCUCUGAUACAGUUGUUGAACCUUACAAUGCAACUCUUUCUGUGCACCAGCUGGUGGAAAAUGCAGAUGAGUGCAUGGUUCUCGACAAUGAAGCGCUCUAUGAUAUCUGCUUCCGCACUCUCAAGCUAACCACGCCAAGCUUUGGUGAUCUCAACCACUUGAUCUCGGCCACCAUGAGUGGAGUUACAUGUUGCCUCCGCUUCCCUGGGCAACUGAACUCUGACCUCCGCAAGCUCGCAGUAAACCUAAUCCCCUUCCCUCGCCUCCACUUCUUCAUGGUUGGCUUUGCCCCCCUCACCUCCCGUGGGUCUCAGCAGUACCGUUCCCUUACCGUCCCCGAGCUCACCCAGCAAAUGUGGGACUCCAAGAACAUGAUGUGCGCUGCUGACCCAAGGCAUGGGCGAUAUCUCACAGCCUCAGCCAUGUUCCGUGGCAAGAUGAGCACCAAAGAAGUAGAUGAGCAGAUGAUCAACGUCCAGAACAAGAACUCGUCCUACUUUGUCGAGUGGAUCCCCAACAAUGUGAAGUCCACAGUGUGUGACAUCCCGCCCACGGGGCUCAAGAUGGCCUCGACCUUCAUUGGGAACUCCACUUCGAUUCAGGAAAUGUUCCGUAGGGUUAGCGAGCAGUUUACUGCUAUGUUUAGGAGAAAGGCUUUCUUGCAUUGGUACACUGGGGAGGGAAUGGACGAGAUGGAGUUCACUGAGGCAGAGAGCAACAUGAACGAUUUGGUGUCCGAGUAUCAGCAGUAUCAGGAUGCGACUGCUGAUGAAGAGGGCGAGUACGAGGAUGAAGAGGAUGGCGAGUACGAGGGGGCCUGAUCUAUCGAAAAUUGAAAGUCUCUGUUCUUAUGAACUUCUGUGUUUGAAUGGUUUCCUUCUGGGUGUGAUCUGAAGUAAUAUCAGUUUGCCUUUUUGUUUGUUUUUUCCUUCUUCUUUAUUAACUGCAAGUGGGCUAUGAAGUUCUCUAAAAUGUAAGUGUUUUGGUGAAAUUUGAUGGUUGUGCUCAAUAGAAACUUUUUUGGUUAUUUGA